UUAUUUGUUUUAGUGGUGUAUUAAAAUUUUCUUACAAUUCGCAAAAUGUCUCUGACAUUCUGGGAUAUUUGCAAUGAUCUCAAAACAUUUUUGGAAAGCAUUUGUCGCACCUGUAGCCGGAUUGAAAAUGGUGAUGGGCAGUUGCAAUUUAAACGUAUAUUCGCCCCUGUUGAAGAGUCGCAGUCUACAUUUGCCGAAGAAGUCCAUGAAUACCGUGCAAGCGAUGAUAUCAAAGAUGUAUACGAUGAAAUACUACUUUGGAAACUUAAUAUCAAACCAAAUGACGGAUUGCCACAGCAGAUUUGUCAUGAAUGCUUGGAUCGUUUGAAUGGCGUAAAAAAUUUUCGCAACCUUUGCCUAGAUACGCAAACACUUUUACAAUCUUAUAUUAAUCAUGUGGAUACGCUUUUGGAGUCUGGCAGUUUAGGACAUUUGUCCCCUAGAGGAGAAUCGAUAAAAAGCGAAUCGCGCACUUCACCAGCGCCUUUGUUAUUUAACCCAGAGGACUUGGUAGAAGAGUCCCCCGAAACUCCUGAACGCAUGCAGCAAAAUUCUCCCGUGUUAAGUCCUAGAAUGCAGCAAGUGCAUCAAAGCCCUCGCUACAGUAAAGAGCUUGUCUACGCGGAAAGUUCUAUGGGCACACCUCCACCACUAUUUGACGAAAUGAAAACUGAGCCAAUUGACAUGGAGACAAUGGAGUAUUUAAAAGCAGAGUCUGACCCUGAAACUAAACAAAAUUCAGUUCAAAAUUCUGCUCAAUCUUUAGAUAUUUUGCAUCCAUUGAAUUUUAUCAGUAGCAGUGAGGACGAAGCCACCGAUGAUGGAAAUGUGACGGAUACUGAGACAGAUGUAAUGUCUCACGAUGCAAAUUACGUCCCCCGACAGUCGUUGCAGUGUAAAAUUUGUUUUGCGAUAUUUCCCAAGCGCUUUCUGCUAAAAGAACAUCGCUUACUGUUGCAUCCACAAGAAAAACCAUUUAUUUGUAAUAUUUGUUCGAAAGGAUUCAAGACUAAUUUUCUUUUGUCUCAACACAAGCACAAACAUAGUCGUCUUGACUCAAUAAAAUGUGAACAAUGUGGCAAGCAUUUCCGCAGUCAACUGCAUCUGCAACGGCACAAUAAGAAUUUUCAUCUUACAUCCACUUACACAUGCCACAUUUGUAAUGAGCAAUUCGAGAACUACACACAAAUGCGAUUUCAAUAUCACGUGCGGCAGCAUGGCGAAAAACGUUUUCAAUGCCAAUUCUGUGAAAAGUCAUUUCAUCAGAAAAUCCAUCAAAUCAACCAUGAACGUACACACACAAAGGAGCAGCCGUUCCGAUGUGAUGUCUGCGGAAAGUGUUACCGUCAGCAAACAGCUUGCCGCGAACACAUGUUGACGCACAAGGACCCUACUCCAUUUAAAUGUUCGAUUUGUCAAAAAGGUUUUACUCAACGAUCAAGUUUGCGUAUGCAUUUACGUGGCCACAGCAAUCAUAGUAUGAAACCGCUUUUUAAUUGCGAUUUAUGUGGGCAGACUUUCACUAAGGAAACACAAUUUGAGUGGCACAAAUUGAAUCAUAAAUCAUAUUGUAAGGAACCGGCAAAUAUAUUUGGAUUAGAAACCCAAACUUCACUUGGGCUAUCUCAUAAAGUAUUUGACUGCAAGUUGUGUGAUAAAUCGUUUCAAAAAAAGCAGUUGCUUUUACUGCAUGAACGCCAGUGUCAUGGAAAUAUUAUUGAAGAGGAAGGAGAUUCAGAGAGCGGGUUUCUCUAUGAUUCUCACUUUAAUAAUCUGCUACCGCACCGGACUGAUGCAGACAAUAUUGACAAGGACUUAUUAUCAUUAUUUACUAAGUAAACUUAUUAAUGUUCAUAUGUAAGUUGUGAAAUCAUAUUGUGGAAACUGGAAUAAAUAUAAUUUAACAU
Molecule: messenger RNA, 1907 nt
Organism: Anastrepha obliqua
Lineage: Eukaryota; Metazoa; Arthropoda; Insecta; Diptera; Tephritidae
Product: zinc finger protein ZFP2-like
Exons: 6
Coding region: 46-1839 (597 amino acids)
Biological process (GO): regulation of transcription by RNA polymerase II
Cellular component (GO): nucleus
Molecular function (GO): zinc ion binding; RNA polymerase II cis-regulatory region sequence-specific DNA binding; DNA-binding transcription factor activity
Source: RefSeq, a predicted model, not a curated record